AUGGAGGAGGCCAGCAACAACCCCAAGAAGUGUAUAAGCGGCAUCGGCAACAGCAGCAAGAGGUCGGUGGCGGGGGGGAGCAAGGAGGGGAUGAGGUACCGAGGGGUGCGGCGGCGGCCUUGGGGGCGGUACGCGGCGGAGAUCCGCGAUCCCCAGUCUAAGGAGCGCCGCUGGCUCGGCACAUUCGACACCGCCGAGCAGGCCGCCUGCGCCUACGACAUCGCCGCCCGCGCUAUGCGCGGCCUCAAGGCCCGCACCAACUUCAACUACCCCCCCUCCGUCCCCGCCGCCGCCUCCAUUCCUCCCCCCGCCGCCGCUACCGCCGACCACCUCCUCCUCCACCACUCCUCCGACUUCCCCUUUGCCUCAUUUCCUUCCUCAUCUCCCAUUUCCGCCCCCUCCCUCAACACUUUCCUCCUUCGCAACCUUGUUUACAAUCCUUCCAAUCCUCCAUCCUCUUCUCUUCACCACCCGGAGUCUCUCAACAGCUGCCCCUGUUCCUCUCUCUCAUGCUUCACUCCGAGUACUACUAAUACUAAUUAUACUAGCACUCAGAUGGAUGGUUUCGGUGGAAGUGGACCCAGUUUGGGUUCCAACUUCUUGGGUACUACUUCUAACUCGGAUUUGUCUCUCGUCCUUCAGCACCAACAGCAGCAGUACACUUGCACCACUACUGCUUCACCAGCAGCAGCGGCAUCCAGUACCUGUACCUCGGAACCAGUGGGGCCAUUUCAAGACAAUUGGAACUUCUUCCAGGAGUCUUCUGAGUCUGGUUUGCUUCAGGAUAUCUUGCAUGGCUUCUAUCCUCGGCGCAGUGCGGAUAAGCAGCAGUGGGGUGGUGCAAUGGCCGUUGAUGGCCAUGGUGGGAGUCAUGAAAUCGGUGAACAAUUGGGAGUAGGAAGUCAGAUGUCUCUGAGUAAAGAGCAGGAGCUCUCGGUUGGUGCUUUUGAAGGAGGAUAUGAUGGGCCUGAGAAUUUCCCCAUGAUGCCCCAGGGCUUGCUGGAGGACAUCAUUCAGUACCCGGACUUCUUAAUUUGA
This is a messenger RNA of Phoenix dactylifera (date palm), 1038 nucleotides long. RefSeq lists its product as uncharacterized. Gene Ontology annotation, biological process: regulation of DNA-templated transcription. NCBI's taxonomy places the organism in Eukaryota, Viridiplantae, Streptophyta, Magnoliopsida, Arecales, Arecaceae. Gene Ontology annotation, molecular function: DNA binding; DNA-binding transcription factor activity. The record is from RefSeq and is a predicted model, not a curated record.